Messenger RNA from Cynocephalus volans (Philippine flying lemur), 1503 nucleotides. RefSeq names its product guanosine monophosphate reductase (gene GMPR). Bases 142 to 1179 code for a protein of 345 amino acids. Gene Ontology annotation, cellular component: GMP reductase complex. NCBI's taxonomy places the organism in Eukaryota, Metazoa, Chordata, Mammalia, Dermoptera, Cynocephalidae. The transcript has 9 exons. The record is from RefSeq and is a predicted model, not a curated record. Gene Ontology annotation, molecular function: GMP reductase activity. Gene Ontology annotation, biological process: nucleotide metabolic process.
GUGCGCGCGGGGCCGGCGCCAGCACCCCGCCGCCCGCUGCACUGCAGCCCCCGCGCCCGUCGCCCCCGUCGCCUCUGUCGCCGCCGCAGGAAGGAGCCGCCCGCGCCAGCCGCGCCGGGCCGGAGGGCGCCGCCUUGCACCAUGCCCCACAUAGACGCGGACCUCAAGCUCGACUUCAAGGAUGUCCUGCUCAGACCUAAGCGGAGCAGCCUCAAGAGCCGGGCCGAGGUGGAUCUUGAGCGUACCUUCACGUUUCGAAACUCGAAGCAGACCUACUCAGGGAUUCCCAUCAUUGUGGCCAACAUGGACACCGUGGGCACGUUUGAGAUGGCAGCCGUGAUGUCACAGUACUCCAUGUUUACAGCAAUUCAUAAGCAUUACGCCCUGGAUGACUGGAAGCUGUUUGCCAAAAAUCACCCAGAAUGCCUGCAGCAUAUAGCCGUGAGCUCAGGCAGUGGGCAGAACGAUCUGGAAAGGAUGGGCAGCAUCCUGGAAGCUGUGCCGCAGGUUAAGUUUAUUUGCCUGGAUGUGGCCAAUGGGUAUUCGGAACAUUUUGUGGAAUUCGUGAAACUCGUCCGUGCCAGAUUUCCAGAACACACCAUUAUGGCAGGGAACGUGGUGACGGGAGAGAUGGUAGAAGAGCUUAUUCUUUCUGGAGCAGACAUCAUCAAAGUGGGAGUUGGACCAGGUUCCGUGUGCACCACCCGCACCAAGACAGGGGUGGGCUACCCCCAGCUGAGUGCCGUGAUCGAGUGCGCCGACUCUGCCCACGGCCUGAAGGGACACAUCAUCUCUGACGGAGGCUGCACAUGUCCAGGAGAUGUCGCCAAAGCCUUUGGAGCUGGAGCAGAUUUUGUCAUGCUGGGAGGGAUGUUUUCGGGCCAUACUGAAUGUGCUGGAGAAGUGAUCGAGAGGAACGGACAGAAGCUCAAGCUCUUCUACGGGAUGAGCUCUGACACGGCCAUGAAGAAACACGCAGGGGGCGUCGCCGAGUACAGGGCCUCAGAGGGCAAGACCGUGGAAGUGCCUUACAAAGGGAACGUAGAGAACACUAUUCUGGAUAUUCUUGGGGGACUGAGGUCUACCUGCACCUAUGUGGGGGCCGCCAAACUCAAAGAGCUCAGCAGGAGGGCAACGUUCAUCCGGGUGACCCAGCAGCACAACACCAUGUUCAGCUAACCCGGAGGAUGAGGGGACGUCUGGCUCCGGUGGAAGCUUUCACACACACCUGCUUUUCCCAUCUUCCUCCUUGUCUGUCACGUCAGAGCUUCUGGCUACUCCUGAGUGGAGGGACACUGCAUCCUGCUCCUGCCUCCUGCCUCCUGGAGGCUUUGGGGCUCUCCCUAGUGCCUUCUCGGGGCCCAGAACAAAGGCAUUAUUGAUUGGGCCAACUGUCAGAGCCCAGCUGCCCACAACUCAUCACCUCAUUGUUAAAACCAACAUUUGCACCUCCUUUCUUUUUAAAGAAAAUGGUUUUACUUUAAUAUAAUGCUGUUAUCUUAA